CUUGGCGCAGGCACGGUCCGGGGUGGGAGCAGCCCCGCCGCCUCCGUCUCUUCCCCCGCAGCCCCAGUGCCAUGGCCAGUGUGGCAGCUCGGCGUUGACGAUGCUGCUGGGCACCCCGCGGGCGGGCGGCUGGGAUCGCGGCCGGGUGGGCGAGAGGCUGCAGGCGGCCCUGGCCGGUCUCCAGGAGCUCCAGGUGCUGCGGGAGAAGCAGCGGGAGCUGGUGCGGGCCGCCCUGGCCAUGCCGCAGCGGCCGGCGGCGGGCGGAGGAGAGCAGCCGCGGUCAGCCCGCAGCAAGGAGCACCGGCUAGAGGCCACCCUCACCGCGCUUAAGGAGCAGCUGUCUCGUUUGAGGAGACAGGAUGUCGGCUUGAAAAGCCACCUGGAUCAGCUAGACCAACGAAUAAGUGAGCUGAAAUUGGACGUCAGUAAGACCUCCAGUGAAUACUUGGAUAGUGAUAGCCGGCCCAGUUCAGGCUUCUACGACCUGAGUGACGGUGGUUCUUGCUCACUCUCCAAUUCUUGUACCUCUGUGUACAGUGAGUCUAUCUCCUCAUCUCAUACCAGUCUCUUGCCCAGCUCUCAGCACCCAAGAGCAAGGCUCAGUGUGUUUGAUUACCGACCCAAGUCUGCAGAUGAAACUACUGUGCACACCACCAGCUUCCAACAGCAAGGAACCUAUGACAGCGACGGAUGUCGGCUUACAGCUAGCACAGAUAUUUCUGGGACUCCUGCCAGGUCCCGACCAAGGCCAGUUUCCACAGGUGACUUGGAAAGACUCAUUCCAGCAGACACUAGGUUUCAGAAAGAGACAGAUCCCAAAUCCAUGUUGCCUCUAUGCCACACUGGAGACGUGGACCCCAAAUUCCAGAGUGACUUGGUCUCCAAGAAUGGCAUUGAUGUGUAUCCUUACCCAAGCCCCCUUCAUGCAGUGGCUUUACAAAGUCCACUUUUCUCCCUGAUGGGGACAUACCCAGAAACAGACCUCCAGGCUCCUCCCAGCAAACCCACGCCUAGUGCAACAGGUCCCAUCUUGAUUAGGACUAGGCCAACCCCUGAGGCCAAGCCAGGGGGUUACAUCAAUAAAUUACUGCAGCUGACAAGAUGCAAAGGGAACAAUCGGUCUGAUGCCAGUGAGUGGGUUUCAACAAAGACCCAGCCAGCCACAAUACACCAGAGACUCAUUAUAACCCCCAGUGCUGGUGGAGUAAAAAUUAACAGCAGCAGCAGCCAGCUGGAAAAACAAGCAAGUUCUCCAGAAAGUAACAAAGCUGAAGGGAAGCUGCAGAGAGAGGUGCCUGAGGGGGAAUAUGCCAAGCAGCAGGAGACCAUGCACUGUGUGAAUGAAGAGGAGCCAUCCACUCAGCCUGAUGCAGAGCCAUCAGCUGUGAAUAGUUAUUAUCCUGCCAGGUCAGCGAGGGGCUCUCCUCUGGCAGAAGCAACAGAGAGCAGUGUGGAGCUGCUGUGCCAGGAGGACUCCAGCCCAGGCACCUGGAACUCUAAAGCUGUCCCACCCAGAAAGCUGCCUCUCAAAAAAUGUGGCAAUGCCAAAUUGGCUAACGCCAGAGGUCACGAGCGAGUGGCACAGAGUGAGUUUGUUCAUGCUCAGUUUGUCCCUGCAGAAUCCCACCAAGUCCGGGUCAAAUUUGCUAGCUCCAAAACAAAGGCAGUGAAGAUAAAGAGGAGGAACAGUGAAAAAGUACUACGGCCUGGGAGGCAAGCCUUCUGCAUGGAGAAGACGAGAGGGUCCCAUGGGGCUGUCAGGCUGCCUACUGAGUGGAAUCAGCCCCAAAGACCACAUGGAGCAAAAAGCCUCGUGCGGAGACCUUCACAUUCUGGUGAUGUGACUGGCAGGUCAUGCUCAGAGUCCAGCCUGUUCCCUGUGCAGGUCAGGCUCCCCACCGUGCCAUCCAGGCCAGAGCUCUACAGAGCCUCUGCCAAUGCGCUAUAUGACGUAGACACUGCCAACAAGAAGAAGCAGCGCAAAUGGCAGUCCACAGUGGAGAUCUCUGCCAAGGCCCAGCUGGCCAGCCUCUCUAGUAGCUUUGGCCUGGGAGCACCGAGGCAGCCAGCAAGGAGGGCGGGUGUCCUGCGCACUGUCAGUAUGAGGACUCGCUCCAAAAGUCAGCGCCACGGAGCUUAUGCCAAAAGCGAGUCAGACCAUUCUGAGUACUCUGCAGAGUGCACAUCCCUCUUUCACUCCACCAUCGCAGAGACCAGCGAGGGAGAGGUCAGUGAUUUCACCACUAACCGUUUCGGGGACAGCGAGUCUAGUGAAAGCGAUUCAGAUGGCAGCAGUAACAGUAGCAGCCUCACCCUUGACUAUGAUGAGGGGGAUGAAAGUGAGCUGAUUUGGCCUGAAGGUUCUGUCAAGCAAUCGGGGACUGUCCAGACCUCUUCCAAGUCUCUGCCUCCAGUGCCCAAAAUCUGUCGCAUCAAAGCUUCAAAGGCACUAAAGAAAAAGAUUAGGAGAUUCCAACCUGCCUCUCUGAAGGUCAUGACGAUGGUUUAAGGGAGAGCAAGCAUCUGUUUCUUACAGUGAGAUAUCCUGCUGGCUCUCAUUUGCAAAACAAGAGAGCCCAUGUGCAGAGAAAAGGAUUUGCUUAAAUGAACUGUGAAUAACCCCUGAAUCAACACAAGGGAUCUUGUUUGUUAAUGCCUGGACAUAAAUGUCACUGUAUCUAAUUUCCUCUUUUGCCAUUUAUUCUGUAAAUAUGGAUCUAUGUAUAUUGUGUGAUGCCUUUUUUUUUUUUUCUACUAUGCAGAAGGUACACCAUGGUGAAAAUGAGAACAACCUCUGCCAAUAAGAUUUUACAGGCAGGCUUUGUUGACUGUAUGUACCCACGGAAUCAGUCUGACACAUAAAGGAUUCCCAAAAAGAGGGACUCUUUCCAAAUGGAUAGCAUCCCUCCCUCUUGUGAGGAAUUCUUUGCAAUCUGAAGUCUGCAUUAACUGUCCAGCUGUCACUGUGCUCAAAUGGAAAAGCUCUCAGUGUUUUCCAUGUUUUACUUAAUUUCAAAUCAACCCUUCCAAACAUCAGGACAAGUCUGUUCCAUAAAAACAUGCUAUGUCUAGUCAAGAAGGCAAAUGUAUUUAUGAAUGAAAAUGUGACUUCAAUUUGCUUCCUGUUUUCAAAACUGAGCGAAUAGGGUUUUUUCAUUUCAGACUCCCUCUUGAUGAUGUUCCAUGUUAAUGUUCAUUUGUUGAACGGCUGAAAGAACAUGAGGGCACGGUGCCACAGCAUGUGAAUAGCUGGGACAGAUCAUAGCUUUGC
Colius striatus (speckled mousebird) is the source of this 3271-nucleotide messenger RNA. RefSeq names its product dishevelled binding antagonist of beta catenin 2 (gene DACT2). NCBI's taxonomy places the organism in Eukaryota, Metazoa, Chordata, Aves, Coliiformes, Coliidae. The transcript has 4 exons. The record is from RefSeq and is a predicted model, not a curated record. Gene Ontology annotation, cellular component: cytoplasm. Gene Ontology annotation, biological process: negative regulation of nodal signaling pathway. The coding region runs from base 101 to 2509 and encodes 802 amino acids.